This is a messenger RNA of Camellia sinensis, 701 nucleotides long. The record is from RefSeq and is a predicted model, not a curated record. NCBI's taxonomy places the organism in Eukaryota, Viridiplantae, Streptophyta, Magnoliopsida, Ericales, Theaceae.
UUUUGAAUACUCAGAGGACUCUCUCUCUCUCUCUCUCUCUCGUUGAGUUACAACGAUCUUCUCCCUCAGAGCUCCUGCGAGUCCACCCGUCUUCCACACUCCAACUCCAGCCUUCCAGGUGUGGCUGGAUUGUUGUUUCUAGUGGUGAUAUGAACCCUGGAGUUGUUGGUAGAAGAGAUGCCCAGGGAGUUUCUACAACAAUCCAGGCACGGUUAUUUACUAGAGUUAAUAGAGAGUGCCAGCAAGAGCGAGUGAGAGUGAGAUUGCGUGGGUUCAGUAAGAUGGAGGUCGGUGGGUCUGAUUCUGAUGGCCGAGAAUUCAAGAAUGCAGAGGACAUGUGGAGGGAAGAGGUAGGAGACCUCCAUAAGAAGUCUGAAUGGUACAGUAAAGGCGUUGGUUAUUGGGAAAGUGUGGAGGCGUCUGUGGAUGGUGUGUUAGGUGGAUAUGGGCAUGUCAACGAGCCAGAUAUCAAAUCUAGUGAGGCAUUUCUCAAUACCCUUUUGUCUGAUCGAUUCCCAGACGGUGGAAGAAACCGGCAUCUUGUUGCGCUAGAUUGUGGUGCUGGCAUUGGGAGGGUCACCAAGAAUCUACUGAUAAGAUACUUUAAUGAGGUGAUACUCUAAUAAUAUAUAUAUAUUUUUUGAAAAACCAUUAUUUGUUUCUUUCUUCUGGUUUUUAGUGGAUUGUGCAUUCUUCUAAAA